Molecule: messenger RNA, 1776 nt
Organism: Sabethes cyaneus
Lineage: Eukaryota; Metazoa; Arthropoda; Insecta; Diptera; Culicidae
Gene: spz6
Exons: 6
Coding region: 1-1776 (591 amino acids)
Biological process (GO): regulation of Toll signaling pathway; innate immune response; central nervous system formation
Cellular component (GO): extracellular region
Molecular function (GO): Toll binding; growth factor activity
Source: RefSeq, a predicted model, not a curated record
AUGGAGCGUAAUCCUUUACAUUUCACGUAUGUCAUGAACGGAAGUGAAUUAAAACGUACCAGCUCUGUCAAAGAUCUGGGUGUUACACUUAACAGCAAGUUAAUGUUCGAUGAGCACAUCAGCACAAUAACGUCUAAAGCAUAUGCUGUGCUUGGUUUUAUUCGACGAAACGCUUCGGAUUUCAGCGAUACCUACGCUUUAAAAACGCUCUACUGCUCUCUAGUCCGCAGUAUUUUGGAAUAUGCCGCACCAGUGUGGACGCCGUACCAAACAGGACAGAUUAAAAAAAUUGAAAGCGUCCAACGUUCUUUUAUCCGUUUUGCUCUGCGUCGCUUGCCGUGGCAGGAUCCUCUACGGCUUCCAGCUUACGAAAAUAGAUGUCGUUUGAUAAAACUGAAUACGCUUACCGAAAGAAGACGAACAUCUCAGAUACUAGUCAUAUACGACCUUUUAAUGGGAAAUAUCGACAAUAAUUAUCUCCUGGAAGAAAUCAAUAUUCAUGUGCCCCGUCGGACUCUCCGGUAUCGAACGCUGCUUUGGACUCCGGUUCAUCGAACCCAAUACGGACAAAAUAGUCCCUUACAUUUAUGCUGUAGACUGUUUAAUGAGGUGAAUCAUGUGUUCGACUUUCAUGUUAGUAAAUCUAGUUUUAAGAAAUUGCUAUUUGGAUGUCAAUUUUUCGUUCGAGCUGAUGAUUUGCUGGAUUCCGAAGAACCUCCAGAAGGAUAUUAUGCCUUCAUAGAAUCACCAUCGGCUGUUCCACCAAAAGUACGUUCACCACCAUACACCCAUAUCAACAUUGAUUGUAAGGAUGCUAGCAACCCAAAGCCUUACGUUUCUGCUAACAAUCUUUGCGGUGAUUUAAAUAAAGGCAAAAUUCCUCGGAAUCCUAUGAGACAGAGUGUACUAGGUGAGCCUUAUCCAUUUGAGCUUAUUAGAAAUCAGACGCUAAGGUUUCUAUCGAAAACUCUACCAGUUCUGAAAGCCGACGACACGCUUCCAAAAGUAACCCAGAUCUUGCCGGAUGAUCCUGUAGAUCAGUUUGAUAAUAAUGGUAUCGGUCGUCGAAUGGGAAAAAGCAUAAAGGAUGAAGAAGAACCUCGCAUUGCUAGAAAGUUCUGUGACGGAGGUGGAGUCUUCUGUGCAUUAUAUCGAGCUAUUCAAGGAGAGCCUAUUAGCAGCAAAUUAGUUGCCGAGCGUCGAGAGGAAAUUUCUAGUGCUUAUCCUCCUCCACCACGAUACGAAGGCCCCCCAACUCCUUGUCCUGCAAAGGUUGAGUAUGCUACGCCAGUCUUUGCGAAAAAUUACCAGGGAUCUUGGCGAUAUGUAGUCCAAAUUCCAUAUGAAGGAUAUUUCACGCAAACUGUAGAGGUUACCCGCUGUUUACAAGCACGUUGUCAUUAUUUGGACGGUGGUUGCUUAUCUUCCCCACGUUGGGUUAGUUUACUCGUUGCCGAAAUUUUUUAUCCUAAUGCCGAAGAACAUGCAACUUCUACGUCAACGACUACCGCUCCUUCAGUACAGGACUUCCAGGCAUAUCAACAAUACUUGCAGAAACGAGCAGGUUUACCAACAGCCUCAGAUGGGGCUUCAUAUGAAAAUACUAGUAAUCAUGCUACCCGCAAACAAGAUCAGCACUGCGACGGCCAUGAUGAAAUCGGUUGUUUCCAAGUUCGAUUGUAUUACGAUUGGUUCCUGAUACCUGGCUCGUGUAAAUGUUGGCGGCCCGACUACUUUGCAAAAUACGUGAGAAAACGACCAACACCGGAGUUAUAG